AUGGCUGUGUUCUUCAGUGUGGUUCUCCUGGCUAUGGCAUGUCCCUCGAUUGCGUUUGACAUGGGUCAGUCGACUCGUUGCGUCACCAUCCCCAACCAAAUGAAAGUCUGCAAAGAUGUUGGAUACUCUGAGAUGAGGCUGCCUAACUUCUUGGGUCACAGCAACCUGGAAGGCGAGGUGGUGCCUCGUUCGGAGGAUUGGAGACCCCUGCUGCAGACAGGCUGCCACCCUCAAGCCCAGGCCUUCCUCUGCUCCCUCAUUGCUCCUGUCUGUCUCGACACUUUUAUCCAGCCAUGCCGGAGUCUGUGUGUGGCAGUGAGGGACAGCUGUGCCCCGGUGCUCGCCUGCCAGGGUCACCCAUGGCCCGAGGCACUUGAUUGUGACCGCUUUCCUGCCGAGGAAGACAUGUGCCUCUCUCCUCUUGCAAAGUUUAGCCACUUUGCCAAAGACUUACCCAAACCUGCCUGCCAAAACUGCCCGUCUGUGGAGGAGGCUCCGGCAAUGAAAACAGUCUUGGAUGCUUUUUGCCAGAAUGACUUUGCUGUGACUGCCAAACUUCAUCGCCAUCGCCUACCCGUGACAGAGCCAGAAUUUGAGGUUGAGGGCCGUGUUGAGUUUAUUCGCCAGGGACCUCUCCUGCCUUACGACACACAGCACCUACUCCAGCAGUGGCUCCUCAUCAACCUGCGAUGCGCUAACGCCCUCGUGCGCCCUGGACGCUCACAGCUGUACGUGCUGACUGGUUCUGUGCAGCCUGAUGGCACCCUCGCUAUCAGCCAACUCUUCCCUUGGCACAAAAGAGAUGCUAACAUCGCAGUGGCCACUCGCAAGUGGAAGCACCAUAGAUGUUGAGUGAACUGAUGCUUACAUGUAAAAACUGGAGCUCUGAAUCUGUGUUUGAAGUGUAGACUCGCACAAGAACAAAUACGAUUCCACACC
Epinephelus lanceolatus (giant grouper) is the source of this 939-nucleotide messenger RNA. It is a transcript of the gene szl, whose product is annotated as sizzled. Gene Ontology annotation, biological process: canonical Wnt signaling pathway; non-canonical Wnt signaling pathway. Gene Ontology annotation, molecular function: Wnt-protein binding. Lineage: Eukaryota; Metazoa; Chordata; Actinopteri; Perciformes; Serranidae. The record is from RefSeq and is a predicted model, not a curated record.